GAGAAAAAGAAGCAUCCGAAAGGAAAAUCCAUAAAACCUAAAUAAACCCCGGAUGCAAAGACAUGGGACAAAAGAGAAAAAACGCAGAGAAAUAGGUGGGGUUGAGUCCAACAGGCAACAACACUGAGACCCUCUCCUUUUCCUUUCAUGGAGGCGUCCGCUUCAACAUAUUCACUCAUUACCACCAACUGAAAUACAGACCCUUUUGCCUGUCCCACUUCACUUCUAUUCCACUUCUAAAACCCUUCCUCUCUCAGACACGCACACACACACACACACUCCGUUGCGGAAGAGUUUCGUUUAGUUCUCACUCCUUUUUCCGGACAGCCACCCGUAUUCUCAUAAACAUCACAACUUUUUCUUCUUUUAAUUAAUUUUUAGUUCAGUAAUUUAUUGUCAAUCCAAGAUCAUGGCUAUUGCUAACCAUAGACAGCAGCACCCCAGAAGCGAAGAGUUGGAUCCCGAUGUCCCAUCGACGUCUUAUUCAUUCCCCCCUCCUCCUUCUUCAAAUUCGAACAAGAAAAGAUGGUCCAAUUUCCUACCAAUUUUGGUGGGCUUGGUGGUCAUAGGGGAGAUCGCCUUCUUGGGGCGGCUUGACAUGGUCAAGAACGCUGACUUGGUCAACUCAUGGGCCGACUCCUUCUACGGCUUCACUCAAUCGAAGCCCUCUGCUUCGUCAAGUGAAGAUUCCGGGUCGGGUCACGAUCCGGGUUCCGGACACGAGGAGAGCUGUGAAGCAUGGUUGGAGAAGGUGGACUCUGUCCCUUAUUCAAGGGAUUUCAAGAAAGACCCAAUUUUAGUACAUGGGGCUGAUGAGGAGUGGAAAAACUGUGCAGUUGGAUGUAAGUUUGGAUUUGAAGCUCAUAAGAAGCCUGAUGCUGCAUUUGGACUUCCUCAGGAACCCGGCACUGCAAGUGUGCUUAGGUCAAUGGAGUCAGCUUCAUAUUAUGCCGAGAAUAAUAUUGCUAUGGCACGACGGAAGGGAUAUGAUGUUGUAAUGACAACCAGCCUUUCGUCAGAUGUGCCUGUGGGGUAUUUCUCCUGGGCUGAGUAUGAUAUAAUGGCUCCAGUUCAACCAAAGACUGAAAGUGCUCUUGCUGCUGCUUUCAUUUCUAACUGUGGUGCUCGGAAUUUUCGUUUACAAGCUUUGAUCGGGCUUGAAAAUGCAAAUGUUAAAAUUGAUUCUUAUGGGACUUGCCAUCGAAAUCGUGAUGGAAGAGUGGACAAAGUGGAAACAUUAAAGCGGUACAAGUUUAGCUUGGCUUUUGAGAACUCAAAUGAGGAGGAUUAUGUUACUGAAAAGUUUUUCCAGUCUCUUGUAGCCGGCGCUGUUCCUGUGGUCGUGGGUGCCCCAAAUAUCCAAGAAUUUGCUCCUUCUCCUGGUUCGCUCUUGCAUAUCAAGGAAGUGAAAGAUGUUGACUCUGUUGCCAAGACAAUGAAGUAUCUUGCUGAAAAUCCCAGUGCAUACAAUGAAACAUUAAGGUGGAAGUUUGAGGGGCCAUCCGAUUCUUUCAAGGCCCUUGUUGAUAUGGCUGCAGUACACUCAUCAUGUCGUUUAUGCAUUUACUUGGCAACCAAGAUCCGAGAGAAAGAUGAAAAGAGUCCAGAAUUUAAAAAACGUCCCUGCAAGUGUACCAGUGGCUCAAAAACCGUAUAUCAUGUAUAUGCAGGAGAAAGAGGGAGGUUCGAGUUGGAAUCAAUUUUCUUGAGGUCAGACAACUUGACCCUGGAGGCCUUAUCAUCUGCAGUUUUGUUGAAGUUUAAGUCUCUGAAACAUGUGCCCGUAUGGAAACCCGAGAGGCCAGAAAGCAUUAGGGGUGGGGAUGAACUCAAAGUCUACAGAAUAUACCCCGUUGGAAUGACACAGAGGCAGGCAUUAUACACCUUCAGAUUCAAAGGAGAUUCCGAUUUCAGGAAUCACAUAGAGAGCCACCCAUGCGCUAAGUUCGAAGUCAUAUUUGUAUAGACUGAGAUGGCUACGUCUGGUUGCAGCAUUGGAAACUGCAGCAGGGUCUCAACUGGGUGCAUUGUUCCACACUCUUCUUGGCCUUACUUUUGCAGGCAGGUUAACUCUUGGGGUGCGCUUCUCGUCUUUAGUUUCUCCUAAUUGCCCCCAUGUACCCAUUAAUUUCACUCGAUAUACUGAUCCCCCAUGUAGUGACCGAAGAAUGGGUUGUUCAUUACUUCACACUCGUCAUCGAGCAGAGAAUUCUUUUGUGUUAGACAUGGCAGUAUACAAUUGAGCUUGAAGGUCGCUUUUCCUGCUUAAUUAGCUCUGUUACGAUAAUUUCAUAACUUAUAAACAUAUAGGUCGUGCUUGAUAUGAUAAAAAAAAAAAAACACUGCAUAUUCGGGUAAGAAUGUUAAUCUGAAGGGUUUUGGUUUUGGAGUUGGAAGCAAUUUGUGU
Molecule: messenger RNA, 2407 nt
Organism: Sesamum indicum (sesame)
Lineage: Eukaryota; Viridiplantae; Streptophyta; Magnoliopsida; Lamiales; Pedaliaceae
Gene: FUT11
Product: fucosyltransferase 11
Cellular component (GO): membrane
Molecular function (GO): fucosyltransferase activity
Source: RefSeq, a predicted model, not a curated record